AGAUAGUUUCUCGUGGCCACGAGAUAGUUUCUCGUGCGCACGAGAAAGCAUUGGAUGCGUGCGCGUGGUUUGAGGUGUGUGUUAAAAUGGCAGUUCAGGAGUUAAUUCGGCUGUAUUUCCAACUCGGACUUCAUUGUAAGGACAUUGCUUCUUUGCUUGCAAGUCGUCAUCGGUAUAUUGUGUCUGAAAGACAUUUAAAACGAAUUAUGAAGGCAUGUAGUUUGUUUCGGCGCAAAGGAUACACCUCUUUGGAUCGCGUGGUAGAUUUCAUUCAGCAGCAGUUACAAACAAGUGGCCUGCUGUGUGGAUAUAGGUGGAUGUACACUAAAUGCAAGGAGGAUGGAUUACACGUCAAGAAAGAAGAAGUACGCUUAAUUCUUAAAGAACUUGACCCGAGGGGUGUUGAACUCAGAGCAAGGAGACGGCUCCAUCGUCGCAACUAUUUCGCAAAAGGGCCCAAUUAUAUUUGGCACUUUGACUCUUAUGACAAACUGAAACCAUUUGGUAUCUGUAUAAACGGCUGUAUUGACGGAUUCUCCCGGAAAAUUAUCUGGAUGAAUGCAUUUACGACCAGCAGUGACCCAAAAAUCAUUGGAGGCUACUAUAUGGAGGCAGUGAAGAAAUUUGGUGGUUGUCCGAGGAUUGUCAGAGGCGAUCGGGGCACUGAAAAUGUUAAAGUCGGAGACUUUCAGCGUUUUCUCCGUCGCAACAUUGAUGACGGUUCUGGUAUUGACAGCUACAUCGAAGGGGCAAGCACACCAAAUCAGCGCAUAGAGAGUUGGUGGGGUUUCCUCAGAAGAGAAUCAAUGGAGUUCUAUAUCUCUAUGUUCACUGACCUGAAGGACCGUGGUUUGUUCGGUGGUACAUACUUGGACCGAGGUCUAAUUCAGUUCUGCUUUAUGAGCUUCAUUCAGGAUGAAUUAGACGAGACCAUCAAUGUGUGGGAUGCACAUGUCAUCAGACCAUCAAAGAAUGACAGGGUGCCCAGUGGUCGCCCCCGAAUCAUGUACAUGUUCCCAGAACAAAUUCUUUGCGAAACUCAGGGUAUGUGAUGUAAGUGCAUGGUAACUCAAGAACUGCUCCACAUGUGUGUGCUACAGGCCUGCGACUUAAACCACACAAUGUGUUAAAAAUGACUUCAAUUGUGUCUUUGCACAGCACAGUAGAUCCUGUGCAGAAGCGUAAGAAAAUCUCCAAUUUUCUUUGGUCGAUGCUUCUCACAUACCGUAGCAGGUGGUUAAGAGCAGUCUGCUCUUGUGGAUUUAGGCUUUCAAGUGAUGGUUUUAUCAUCUGGGCCACUUUCUUGUUAGUUGGCCUCUUAGAGUCAUAUAUCUCCAUUAUGUUGUCUGUGGUUAUGAGCGUUGGCAUAGCAUUAUGAACACUGGAGUGGAAACAGUCAAUUAUAAACUUUGGCUCUUGAAGAAGAGCUUUGUGGGCCAUUGUUAAAAUAGCAGCCCGUAAAUUGUUUUUAGGGGGCAGGCAGUGUGAGCCCAUUCUGGAGAAGACAUCAAGUAAGUCCUCCUCAACAGUUUCAUCAAUGGUACCCUGUAGUGCUUUUUCAAGCGACACACGCUCAUUUUCUGAAAGAAAUCUGGCAAAUGACAUCAUUAAUAGUUCUUCAUCCACUGAGCUAACUCCUUUACAACAGGCAAGAACAAAGGCUGGUGACAAUCUGAUUGGUAGGAUUUUGUGGUCCAGGUAUCCUUUCAACCACACUCUUCCGAGCGCUUGCCAUUUCUUCUCAGAAUAGUCUGGUCGUAGCCUGGGUACUCGUUCAUCUUCCCCCUCACACUGGUCCAAGAAGUGGUCCCAGAAUGCGGAGUACGCCUCUCUUGACACACCAUCACUGUCCAUAGCUUUCUCAUUUGUAAACUCCAUUCUUAGACGAGCAUUCAGUACUUUUGGAUCCAUGAAGACAUUAAGGACAUCAUCAACUAUGUUUACUCGUCUUAAUUUCAAAAUAAGGAUUUCUUUGUCAAAUGGAUCUGGUGAUGCUGGAAGGCAGCUUGAUGAUACAGGACCAUCAUUGA
Messenger RNA from Nerophis ophidion (straightnose pipefish), 2030 nucleotides. RefSeq lists its product as uncharacterized. Gene Ontology annotation, molecular function: nucleic acid binding. The coding region runs from base 87 to 1052 and encodes 321 amino acids. The transcript is spliced from 2 exons. NCBI's taxonomy places the organism in Eukaryota, Metazoa, Chordata, Actinopteri, Syngnathiformes, Syngnathidae. The record is from RefSeq and is a predicted model, not a curated record.